Molecule: messenger RNA, 5580 nt
Organism: Diatraea saccharalis (sugarcane borer)
Lineage: Eukaryota; Metazoa; Arthropoda; Insecta; Lepidoptera; Crambidae
Source: the annotation of a GenBank genome assembly
AUGCAACCGACGACGAUGCUUCCGAAACUUACGGAAACCACUCAACUUGUAACAUUUUCGGAAGAUGAAGGAGUAUGUACAGCAGAAGUGUUUGCUACUGAUGUAGUGAUUAACACAAAUCCUGGCAAUCACAACCAUGGCAGCUCCAAUGUGAAGUUGAAGAACUUAGUGGACUACAACUGGGAGCCUAAAUUCUACCCAGGACAGCUGCUUGCGACUCACAUGACUGGAAAAUACCUAGCAUAUUCAAUCAAAGCUCCAAAUGCCGCCAGUCCUGGUAUGUGGACUGGAAUGGUGCGUGUUGUUUACAACCCUGAGCCUGGAACAGACCGCCGUGCCUUAAUCAAAGGCAUGAAAGGAGAAGUACAAGACUUAGCGUUUGCUCACAUACAAAAUCAAGUAGUGCUAGCAUCAAUUGACGAGCACGGUAGUUUUUAUGUUCAUGAAAUAGAAGCAACAGAUAGUGGUCUCAGAUGCACCCUGGUGGCGGAGGAGCACGUGGAGUCGGAGGCAGCUGUGUCCGGGGCAGGAGGCGCCGCGCACCGCGUGGUGUGGUGCCCGUAUAUACCCGACGACGACGACCAGCCAGACGACGACGUCGCCAGGCUGCUGCUCACCACCCAUGAUAACACAGCGCGCAUGUGGAACAUCCGCACGGGGGCGGGGGGCGAGGGCGAGGGCGAGGGCGGGGGCGUGGGCGCGCUGGGGGGCGCCGCGUGGGGCGCGGAGCACGGCGCGCCGCUGGUGGACGCGGCCUUCUCGCCCGACGGCACCGCGCUCGCCACCGCCGCCGCCGACGGAUACGUCAUGUUCUACCAGUCGCUUUGUGAUUAUUUUUCUGACGAAAAAAUUCUACGAUUUGGCUGCAAUAGACCCCUUACAAAUGAGCCUGAUACAAAUACGAGAAAAACGGAAAUAAUAAGAUAUAAGCCUGGAAUAUUUUUAAUAGAGUUUGUGAGCCAAUUACAAGAGACUAUAUUUAAGAAUCCAUCUCUCAUUUUAGCUACGGAAGGUGUACAUGCACAACGAGAGCAGCCCGCGCUGCCUACACAAGUGGCAGCCGCACGCGGGCGCGCCCCUCUCGUGUUUGUUCUUUCUGGACAACCACAAACAAUACAACACAGACGUUCAAUUUUGGAAGUUCGCCGUGACCGGCGCGGAGAACAACACGAUCAUCAAGAUAUGGUCGUGCAAGUCGUGGAACUGCCUGCAGACGAUCAGGUUCUCGGCGGGGCCGGGCGCGGGUGGUGGGGGGCGGGUGCGGGGGCGGGGGCGCUGGCGCUGAAGGCGGUGGUGGACGCGAGCGCGCGCUGGGUGGUGGUGUCGUGCGGGCAGGCGCGCGCGCUGUACGUGCUGCACGUGCCGCGCGACCACGCUGACCGCGCCGCCGCCUGCCGCGCCGUGGCCGAGCUGCUGCUGCCCUACCCGGUGCUCAGCUUCUGCAUACUGGACGCAGAGGAGGAGCAAGUUAAGUGUGAAUCGAGCUGCGACGAUCCGUUCCAUACGAACGGCUCAACGGCCGACAUGCCCGACUCGCCCGACGACUUUGAUCUCCAACAAGAUGAGGACGCGGUCGGCAGCGGUGGUGAAGGCGCGGAAGAGAGCGACAAACGCGUCCGCAUCAGACUGUACAUCGUACAACCUAAGGGAUUACAGGAGGCGGAACUCACAUACUGCCCCCCACCACUGCACCGCGUGGAAGCGGAAGCGAGCGUGGAGACAGGAGUAGCGUCCAGCAUCCUACAGCAGCAGAGCCAGCAGCUCAAGAACCUGCUCAUGCGGUCACAGACGCAGCCGGGCAGCUUAAUAGUGCCACGUGCCGAGUCGCCCGUCAUCGCCCCGCCGCUGAAUCUCAUGACCCCCGACGCCUUCAGUUCGCCGGGUAAACGCGACGAAGAUGACCCUCCACUGUCGGCCACGCCCGACGUGCCCGGGGCGCCGCGCGUCAGUAACCAAGGUGUGAACGAGGCGUCGGGCACGGUGACGAGCGGUGGUGGGGGCGGGGGCGGGGGCGGGGCGGAGCUGCACAAGCUCACGUCGGGCGGCUCCAGCCCCAGUCGGGAGGUACAGGAGAUCAUGGGCCACAACGACCGCGCCUACUACAAAGACCACAUGGAAGAGAAUCAGGAAGUGGAAGAAGAAGUAGACUCUGCGGACGUGGUAACGAGCGACGCGGUAGCGGAAGCGGACGCGAGCGACGAUUACCCGCGACCUGAAGUAUACAACGCUACAGAGACCGCUCCCACUAAUAUCAGCAACGAGACACUGUGGCCGCAAAUAUCUCUCGCGCAGAUAUCGGAGGCCAACCAGCGCAAGGCCUCCAGCGAGAAGUCCAGCAGCCAGUCCCUCAACACCUCGCUCCUGCACAACGACAGGCUCUCGCCCGCUGACCGCUCCAGGCUACUGGCACUGGACCACAAGCUCGACAAACUCACAGAGCUAGUGUCGGCGCAGAGCCGCGAGCUGCGGUCGCUGCGCGCGGCGGUGGGCAGCCCGCGCCAGGCGGUGGACGCCGCGCUGCACGCGCACACGCAGCGCACCGCCGCCGCCGUGCACGACGCGCUCGCCGACGGGUUCGAGCGCAUCUCGCGCAUCGGCGAGGCGGCCAGCAGCCGCGCCGCGCAGGCCGCCGGGCUGGGCGCCGCCCGCGGGCUGGAGCCCCUCGCGGCCGCGCUGCAGCACGAGCUGGCCACCAAGCUCACCGCCACCGACCAUCUGCUGCGCGACAACAUCGAGAAGCUGGCCAACAGCAAGGCGAGUGCGGAACGCGACCUCACCUCGCCAACGAUUAAUUCACUUUAUACUAUUAUGCUGAUGGAAAAGUUGAGCACGUCCAUAGCGAAGUCCCUAUCGGAAAUGGUCCGCGAACAGUUCCGCGAGGCGUUAAUGGAGAGCGUCGUGCCCGUCGUAGAGAAAGCGCACGCGCACAUGUUCAGACAGAUCAACGCCGCAUUCCAAGCUGGCACUAAGGAAUUCGCGGCCAACACGGAGGCGGCGGCCCGCGCGGCGGCGGAGCGCGGCGCGGCGGCGAGCACGGCGGCGCUGCGGGCCGCCAUAGAGCGGCACGCGGCCACCCUGCACGCCCUCCCCGCCCCGCCCGCCCCGCAACACUACACCGCCGCCAUACAGGACGCCGCGCACACGUACGUAUACGCACCGCCGCCCACCACUGCUGCACUACACUACACUACACCACACCGCCGCCAUAGAGCGGCACGCGGCCACCCUGCACGCCCUCCCCGCCCCGCCCGCCCCGCAACACUACACCGCCGCCAUACAGGACGCCGCGCACACAGCGGCACGCGGCCACCCUGCACGCCCUCCCCGCCCCGCCCGCCCCGCAACACUACACCGCCGCCAUACAGGACGCCGCGCACACGUACGUAUACGCACCGCCGCCCACCACUGCUGCACUACACUACACUACACCACACCGCCGCCAUAGAGCGGCACGCGGCCACCCUGCACGCCCUCCCCGCCCCGCCCGCCCCGCAACACUACACCGCCGCCAUACAGGACGCCGCGCACACGUACGUAUACGCACCGCCGCCCACCACUGCUGCACUACACUACACUACACCACACCGCCGCCAUAGAGCGGCACGCGGCCACCCUGCACGCCCUCCCCGCCCCGCCCGCCCCGCAACACUACACCGCCGCCAUACAGGACGCCGCGCACACAGCGGCACGCGGCCACCCUGCACGCCCUCCCCGCCCCGCCCGCCCCGCAACACUACACCGCCGCCAUACAGGACGCCGCGCACACGUACGUAUACGCACCGCCGCCCACCACUGCUGCACUACACUACACUACACCACACCGCCGCCAUAGAGCGGCACGCGGCCACCCUGCACGCCCUCCCCGCCCCGCCCGCCCCGCAACACUACACCGCCGCCAUACAGGACGCCGCGCACACGUACGUAUACGCACCGCCGCCCACCACUGCUGCACUACACUACACUACACCACACCGCCGCCAUAGAGCGGCACGCGGCCACCCUGCACGCCCUCCCCGCCCCGCCCGCCCCGCAACACUACACCGCCGCCAUACAGGACGCCGCGCACACCGGCACGCGGCCACCCUGCACGCCCUCCCCGCCCCGCCCGCCCCGCAACACUACACCGCCGCCAUACAGGACGCCGCGCACACGUACGUAUACGCACCGCCGCCCACCACUGCUGCACUACACUACACUACACCACACCGCCGCCAUAGAGCGGCACGCGGCCACCCUGCACGCCCUCCCCGCCCCGCCCGCCCCGCAACACUACACCGCCGCCAUACAGGACGCCGCGCACACAGCGGCACGCGGCCACCCUGCACGCCCUCCCCGCCCCGCCCGCCCCGCAACACUACACCGCCGCCAUACAGGACGCCGCGCACACGUACGUAUACGCACCGCCGCCCACCACUGCUGCACUACACUACACUACACCACACCGCCGCCAUAGAGCGGCACGCGGCCACCCUGCACGCCCUCCCCGCCCCGCCCGCCCCGCAACACUACACCGCCGCCAUACAGGACGCCGCGCACACGUACGUAUACGCACCGCCGCCCACCACUGCUGCACUGCACUACACUACACUACACCACACCGCCGCCAUAGAGCGGCACGCGGCCACCCUGCACGCCCUCCCCGCCCCGCCCGCCCCGCAACACUACACCGCCGCCAUACAGGACACCGCGCACACGUACGUAUACGCACCGCCGCCCACCACUGCUGCACUACACUACACUACACCACACCGCCGCCAUAGAGCGGCACGCGGCCACCCUGCACGCCCUCCCCGCCCCGCCCGCCCCGCAACACUACACCGCCGCCAUACAGGACGCCGCGCACACCGGCACGCGGCCACCCUGCACGCCCUCCCCGCCCCGCCCGCCCCGAAACACUACACCGCCGCCAUACAGGACGCCGCGCACACGUACGUAUACGCACCGCCGCCCACCACUGCUGCACUACACUACACUACACUACACCACAUCACACCACACCACACCACACCACACCACACUACACCACACCGCCGCCAUAGACAGGACGCAAUGCAUAUUUGUAUCAAUAAUAACACUCUUCGCCUGGUAUGGACUGGUCGUGAGUCUCCGCUGCCUCUUUCGAAUGACGUGAAAUUUUUCCCCGAUUUUAGGGUAAUUUCGAAGAUUUACCCCAAAAAGGAAAAUGGUAAAAACUGCAUCGGAUGCGCUAUUGAGUUGGCCACACCGGUACGGAGCCGGAUUUUCAAAAUUCAAGAUGGCGGUCAAACCAGCGGCCGUUUUAUCCGGAAAAUUGGGUAUCGUCACCGCAUCGAGCCGAUUUUGACGCACUUGGCGACAUUUGUCAGAGUACUUCCGGGGAAACAUUUUUUAGGCAAAUACCCGAUGGAAAAAUUAGAACGAUCGACUGGCAACACUGAGAGCAAACAACGUUUAAAAUUCAACCUCGAUUUUGACCGACUUGGCAACCCCGCAGGGAAGUUUUUGAGAUUUACCCCAAAAACUCUAACUGUCAAAGAAAUAAUUUUAGAACUUGAAAACUGGUAUCGGUCGAUGGAGGGCGCACCCCGAAAUGACAUUUGA